This is a messenger RNA of Schistocerca nitens (vagrant locust), 2876 nucleotides long. Its product is annotated as serine/arginine repetitive matrix protein 1-like. The transcript is spliced from 3 exons. The record is from RefSeq and is a predicted model, not a curated record. Lineage: Eukaryota; Metazoa; Arthropoda; Insecta; Orthoptera; Acrididae. The coding region runs from base 1458 to 2876 and encodes 472 amino acids.
CGGCCGACUGGACGUACGCGGUUUUGUGUAACACGCGUGGCGUCGGUGAGUGAGUGAGUGUGUGUGUGAGUGCGUGUUUACACGCGUGUGAUUUGAAUUGGUGCCGGCCGUCAGCGAGAAAGCGGGCUGCGGGCAUCCGGCAAUUGGGUCGUGCGCGGUCGCCAACCUGUGCGAGCUUCUAUGUGCGUCUGUGGUGUGCGUGGAAUUAUGCGAGUGUGCAUCGCAAGGUUGUCGCUAUAGGUGUCUGCGGGCUGUAACAAGUGAUUCUCUUUUCUGGGAAGAUACCGUCCGAUGACGUCACCUCCGCUUCUCUCUGGCUUGUGUUUACCGGGAAGAGCCCGCCACAUUCCUAAGAUCGUCGUUACGACAUAUCUGGCCUGAAUCUACCAUCUACCUUCCUGUCAAAGAGAGUGGAUUUCGGGCAGAGGGGCGCCCGCCAACCUGUUGCCGCACGGCUGUGACGUCACCGCGGUACACCGACUGCCAGCGAGGCGAGGGGCUCAGCCGUGACAUUGGCGUGGGCAGAACACCUGUUGCCGGCGGAGUGACCCCUUUCCCCCGGUCUCCGCCGCGCGCCAGUGCGUCGCCAGCUCAGCUGUACUGGCGCCACAGGUGCGACGUUGGCCGCGGAUGGUAGGUAAUCUCUGGACGCUGACUCGGCUGCAACAACGUCUCUGUCCACCGCUACCCGAGCGCCGUUGCCAGCGGCCAGUGAGACAGUGUGCGUCGCACUGGAGUGACAUUCUGCCGGCGGGCGUGCAUAAGUGUGUUUGUGUAAAGAAGUGUGUUUACAUGUACGUCUUCAGUGUGAUAAAUACUGCAUAUCAGCCUUGUGCGAAAUUGAUGCGCUUGCCGCUGCCAGCAGUCUGGAAAUAACUGUGCGGUGUGCAUGACUUGUUUCUAGCUGAUAACUUGACAGGUGCACAUUAUAUCUUGCUGCCUUCCGUCGAAAGCACCCUGCAGGAUGGGAUGCAAUAGGGAUAUCCAAUAACGUGAAGUGCUCGAUUCUUGAGAGACAUAAAUAUGUUAUAGCGCGGAGGAGAAUCUGAAAUUGUAAGCAGUGUACAACAUUUGAGGAUAAAUAUCCAUCUUCAUUGUAUAUUAUGGUGAUAUACAGGACUUUUCUUGACUGAAAGUUUUAUUGUUUCAUCAAAAUUUCCAGUGAAUAUCCAGCGGCUUAAGCUAUUGCCAAAAAUCUCAAGUGACAUACAUUCGAAUUAUCAGUGAAUGGGAAAAGAGAUUUUAGCAGAGGCAGUAAAAGAAAUUGUCCAGCUAUUUCUUAGAAUCAUAUGUGGCAGGAAUCUGUUUGCCGCAAACAUACAGAUUAUCUGCACCUUUUUAACAGCCUGUCGAAAUAGUAGAGAGAAGAGAGGAUGUGUGCUAUGAAUAUUAGUACAUAACGUGCAGAAGUGUUGCAGAUAGCGCCAUGGGCACCAACCCCAGGUGGUUGAGUGAACAUGGAGGAAUCACUGAGAGACCGUGAUCGACAACCGAGGAUCCUGUUGGACGAUGUGAUAAUGACCCCACCACACUCGGCAGUGAAGCCAGGGUCUUCAGCCAACACCAUGGAACCACGAACUGUGGCAGCCACUGAUACUGAGGCUGACGUCAGAUGCUGCUGCUGCAUCCCCUACCAGCGGGUCUCACCCACUAAGGCUUUAGCCGCAAUCGCGGAUGUGGAGACCACAGAGAGGACUUGUGAUGAGCAGAGUGAACAGGAGAAAAUGCUACUCAGUGGGGCGAGAGAGGACAAGGAGCCCCUGGUUGCUUCUGAUUUCACAGGAGAUCCAUCGUCAAAGCACGAAGCUCCAGGUAAUCCUUCAUAUAGUUCACAGGUUUCUGGUGUACUGGACUGUGAGAAGCUUGAGGUAGGUCAGAUGGACAGUGCUGAGACAAAUGACAAGGAGAAGAAACACAGUGACGAUCCACCGUCGCCCCCAAGGAUCACCCUCGCCAUUCCAGAAGACACCGAAGACCUUGACGAGGGUGACACAGAAAGUUUUGAAGACUCAUUACCCCGCCAUCAGCAGCUGAGGAAACAGCUGCUCAAGCACAGGAUGGCGUCAGCUGAUGACAGUUCCAGCUCCAGUGACAAGGAGGAAGCCUCGUCCAGGAGCAAAGAUGGCAAUGAAGUGGAAGGCAGUGACGACUCCCCAGUGGCCUCCGUCAGGGACCCUCCUGUCUUUGGUGUGGAGCAGCUGAACCGCUACAAACUAGCCAAGACUGCACAGCUCAAGAAGGGUGAUAGUUCAGAAUCUGGAGAGGAAACAGCGGCUCAAGUCGAGCAGCGAUCGCAGCGGCCUAUGGCAAUCCCGAGGUACCAGUCGGCCAGUGACGACACCCCUGACAGUGGAGCCAGGUCUCCUUCUGUGGACAGUGAAGUGGUGAAGGCACGACCAGUCAAGCACAGUGUGGACGGCGAAUCCACUUCAACAGUCGCUAGUGCUGACAGUGGUCACCAUCGACUUCAUCCAGAACGGCGGCACGGCCACCGCCACCAGAACAACCAGGCACCACGCAUGGGCCUCCGACCGCCCCGUGAGCUGCGCCUACCCCGCCCACCCCCGGAACCCGAGGACGACGACGUGUUCCCCACCUGUGGACGCUCCAAACCGUCGCCCCCUCCACCGACUGUAGAGCCGCCACCCCCAGACGAUCCGCCUCCACCCUGGGAGACGGAGGAGCAGAACACAGUCUAUAUCGGGGGUGGGCUGCCCGGUUACACCAUGUACCAGCAGUCACUGCUGGGCGUGCCCUGCCCACACGACUAUGGUGAAGCCUCCAGUGACGACCUCAGCUCGGAAUGGGAUUCAGACACGCCGCUGACGGAUUCGACUGCUGCCGAUGCCCAGGGAACAAAGUAUAUGUAUCUUUGA